GGACCCUUCUGCAGACAUCGUGACCUAAGGCUCUCAGAAGGAUAUCUCCCAAAGAGAGAGGACACCCCUGGGUGGGUGAGAUGUCCCCGGGCAGGAUCUGCAAACUGCUCCCACCUGUUUUUGCCAGCUCUGUGCGGGAGAGAUGGGGCUUUCUACUCCUGUGAAGAGUUAGCAUCUCGGAAGCUCACGGGGGCGGUUCUACCCCGGCCUGUGGAGUUGCUAAGUGGGCACUGGCUCGAUGACAGUGAGUUUGGGUUUGGUUGUGACUGUGGAUAAGUCAUUGUAGGUCCCUGGAGCUCAGAUCCACACUGGAGAAAUGCCACCGGAAGCCCCACAGGGGAGGUGGCCAGGGGGUUCUCCCAGGGCUGUGAUUGCUACCACGUGGAUUUCCUGCCAUUCCUGCAGGGUCAGUUUCCAGCAGGAAGUGAGGUAGCCUUUCUAUCCCCCAUCCCUUCAAAACCCUAGUCUCAAGGCCACCAGAUCAUGGAGUACAGGGUAGGACCCAAGCCCUCUCUGUACUGCUCUGGUGGCCUUUCCAAUGACCCCCUGGGUGACUGAAGCAAACGAUGUGCGUGUGAGUCAGUGGUUAUUGGUGGUCCCUCGGCAUCCAGAAACCUCUCUCUAUUUUAGGGGGGAUUGGGGACCUAUAGGGAGGUCCCCUCUUAAUUUGGAUCCAGCCACUUGGUCCAAUUUUUUUUAAAUCAUGCAAAUAUAGUUUGAUAUGUACAGGAGACCAUAGUGAUGAAAGACAGCAUGCAAAUAUUUGAUUUCCUUUAAGCCCCUCAGAUUGGGCCGGCAGGACUUAAGUGUGAUGACAGGCCCGGAACCCAGGGGACUGAGCGAGCUGGCUUCCUGUCUGGAGGCCAGCAGGCAGUGAGUUGGGCGCUGCUGUCUUUCGCUGGGCCAGCCCAACAAGGCUUUGCAACAAGCGAACAAGGCUUUGCAACAAGUGGUAUGACCUCCUGGGUCACAUUGGAGGCAGCUAAGCAAAUAACCUGACCAAGGCCCCUCCCACACAGGCGCCCUGUCCUCUCCAGCUCCCACCUCGGUGCCUCCCCUCACGCUCUGGGCUCUCUCCCUCCCCUCCUUCCCUUCCUGGGAAUACUUUCCCCGGCCUCCCCUGGCAUGUUUUCCUUGUCUCCACAGACGGAAGAGGCCCGACAGCAGGAACUUGCUGAUCCACACACCCCCUGCUCCAUGGUGGCCGUGCUGUCAGGCUGGCGCCAUGCCCCCCCCUGCAGAGGUGACAGACCCGACCCAUGCGCCCGCCGUCCUGCGCCAACUCAAUGAGCAGCGGCUCCGUGGCCUCUUCUGUGACGUUACCCUCAUAGCUGGGGACACCAAGUUCCCCGCUCACCGGAGUGUCCUGGCGGCUUCCAGUCUCUUCUUCAGAGAGGCCCUGCUCGCUUCAGCCCCACCGCCCCUCCCACCAGUAACUGGGGAUUUGGCCCCCAACCCUGCCACCAGCUCCUCCUCAUCUCCCUCCUCUCCUCCACCCACCUCACCAUCUACUUCACCUCCACCUCGGGUCCUGGAACUGCCAGGCGUCCCAGCAGCUGCCUUCUCUGAUGUCCUCAAUUUCAUCUACAGUGCGAGGCUUGCUCUACCUGGUGGGGGAGGGGACGGGGCAGCGGUGGCAGAGAUCGGAGCUCUGGGGAGACGGCUGGGCAUCUCCCGCCUGCAGGGCCUGGGGGAGGGAGGUGAUGCCUGGGUUCCCCCUGCCUCAACCCCCAUGGCCACCUUGCAACCCGAAGAGGACGGCUUCGGGCCAGGGGCCAGGCCAGCUGGAGAGUGGGAGGAUGAUGGGGCGGAGGCCCAGGCCUCUGACUCACAGUCCUCGCUGUCCCGGCGGCUGCUCACGUGCCCCAGAUGUGGGAAAAGUUUCAUUCAUCCCAAGCGGCUGCAGACCCACGAGGCUCAAUGCCGACGAGGGGUCAGCACUCGGGCGUCUACCGGGCUGGGAGCCGGGGGCUCUGGCCCCGGCGGUCCAGCGGGAGUGGAUGCCUCCGCCCUGCCCCCACCGGUGGGUUUCAGAGGUGGCCCCGAGCACGUGGUGAAGGUGGUGGGCGGCCACGUGCUGUAUGUGUGCGCAGCCUGCGAGCGCUCCUACGUGACGCUGUCCAGCCUGAAGCGGCACAGCAACGUGCACUCCUGGAGGAGGAAGUACCCCUGCCGCUACUGCGAGAAGGUGUUCGCCUUGGCUGAGUACCGCACUAAGCAUGAAGUGUGGCACACUGGGGAGCGCAGGUACCAAUGCAUCUUCUGUUGGGAGACCUUUGUCACCUACUACAACCUGAAGACCCACCAGCGAGCCUUCCACGGCAUUAGCCCAGGCCUCCUAGCCAGUGAGAAGACUCCCAAUGGGGGCUACAAGCCCAAGCUCAAUACCCUCAAGCUGUACCGCCUGCUGCCCAUGCGGGCCGCCAAGCGGCCUUACAAGACCUACAGCCAGGGAGCCCCGGAGCCCGCCCUUUCGCCAGGUCUCGACAAAGCUGCUCCUGCAGCAGUCCCAACCAGCCCACCCCCCGGACCCCCACCUGCCCCAGAGCCUGGGCCCCCACCCUCUGUCAUCACAUUUGCCCACCCAGCCCCUUCGGUCAUUGUCCACGGGGGUAGCAGCGGUGGCGGAGCCUCGAGUGGGCCUGCCAGCACGGGAGGGGCCCAGGCCGCCUCUGUCAUCACUUACACCGCUCCCCCAAGACCUCCCAAGAAGCGUGAGUACCCCCCGCCCCCGCCAGAGCCUGCGCCCACCCCAGCCAGCCGGGCCCCAGAAGUGAGCCUAGCCCCAGCAGCAGGGUCCACCCCGGCCGCCGCGGAGGAGACCAAAGGCCAGACCCCACGUGCAGGGAGGACUCUGACAUACACCGCCAAGCCAGCUGGCGGGAUCGGCGGGGGCGGGGGUCCCCUGGCGGGGCCUGGCCGGGGCCCCUCGCAGCUCCAGGCUCCCCCACCGCUCUGCCAGAUCACCGUGCGCAUCGGCGAGGAGGCCAUUGUCAAGCGCCGCAUCUCAGAAACCGACCUGCAUCCUGGGGAGCUGAGCGGAGAGGAUGGGGAGGAGAGUGAGGAGGAGGAGGACGAGGACGAGGACGAGGAGGACGAAGACGAGGAAGAGUCGAAGGCUGGUGGGGAGGACCAGCUCUGGAGGCCCUACUAUUCCUACAAGCCUAAGCGCAAGGCCGGAGCCUCGGGCGGCGGCGGCGGCGCGGGCAACGCGGUGCCCCGAGGGCGGCGGCAGCUGCGCUGGAGGCCGAAGCUGGAGCGCAGGGGCUGGGAGGAGACGCCUGCGGCCGAGGGCCCGGCCGGGCGUGCCCGCAGUGAGCGGAGGCACCGCUGUGGGGACUGUGCCCAGACCUUCGCCACCCUGCGCAAGCUGCGCAAACACCAGGAGGCCCACAGCAGCGGCUCCCACGGCUCCCGGGCCGGGCGGAAGCCCUGCAGCCGCUUCACCUGCCCGCACUGCGCCAAGGUGUGCAAGACCGCUGGCGCCCUCAGCCGCCACGUGCAGAGGCACGCCGCCGAGCGGCCCGGGGGCGCCCCCACCCCUGUCAUUGCCUACUCCAAGGGCGGCGCCGGCGCGCGGCCCGGCCCCGGGGGCGUCAAGGAGGAGGCCCCCCAGGAGAUGCAAGUCUCCUCGUCCAGUGGAGAGGCGGGGGGCGGAGGCACUGCAGCCGAGGAAGCCUGUGAGCCGGCCUCCCUUCAGGACCCUGUCAUCUCUGGGGGUGAGGAGCCCCCGGUGGUGGCGGGAGGGGGCAGCUACACCUACCCGCCUGUGCAGGAAUUCCCCCUGGCUCUGAUUGGCAGUGGCCGGGAAUCGGGCAGUGGCAAGGGCAAACCUGGGAGUGAGGGGCCAGUGGGGGGUGGGGAGGGCGACCGGGUGGAGGGGAUGGGGGCUGCCAAAGUGGCCUUCUACCCCGAGCCCUACCCCCUCGUCUAUGGCCCCCAGCUCCUGGCAGCCUACCCAUACAAUUUCAGCAACCUGGCCGCCCUCCCCGUGGCUCUCAACAUGGUCCUGCCUGAUGAGAAGGGUGGGGGGGCCCUUCCCUUCCUACCAGGGGUCUUUGGCUAUGCAGUGAGUCCUCAAGCCGCACCUCCCACCCCUCCACCCCCAGCUCCCCCAACUCUUCCUCCCCAAGUCCCCCCUAAGGGGGAAGGGGAAAGGGCAGGGAUUGAGAGAACCCAGAAGGGAGACGUGGGGUGAGCUCUGGGCCAGUUUCCCCCCUUUCACCAAUUGCUACCCUCCCUGAACCCUGCCACUACUACUAGCGCCCUGGCCUCCCUGCCCCUUGGGAGUCCCUCCACACUCUUGUGCAGGGACUUUGGGGGGCUCCUGGAGCACAGGGGUCAGGCGGCUUUGUGUGAGAUUGUAGUUUUCCCAUCUUCUGGGACGGGGUCUCUGAUGGUUCCCCUCUCAAUUCUCCUCCAGGGAAUGGCCUCCUUGAGGGGCACGGGCAGCCCCCCAGGCCCUUCUCCAGCCCUCGGGGCAACUGAGCAAUAUACUUCUCUGAAUCUCUACUCACAGCCCCCACCAGCUCUGAAUGUCUAACCCUGCACGCCCCGAUUCGGAAAAUCAUCUCUUAUCCAAUGAUCCCACCUGGUUCUGAAGCUUUCUCUUCCCUUCCGACCCCUUCCCCAGAUGCUUCCUAGCACAUUCCAGUCUUCUGUUUCUUCUUCCCACUCCCCACCCUCCCCAGGUGAGAGGGUGAGGCCCAGGACCUGGACCAGACCAUUGUGAUACCCCAGCCCCACCCACGUGGGGGCAUGGCUUCAGAUUCCAUUUCCCCCAGGACGGUGUCUGUGUCCCUGGUGGUGGUUACUGUUGUUUUGUUCCUGUGGAAAUGCCAUGCCUUCCUUGGCUUCCAUGCCUUGGGAUCUUCCAUCCUCCUGGACUUUGGAGCUAGCCUCUCCCGAUCCAGGUCAAGGGGGUCUUCUGGCUGUGGGGAGGGCUAGCCAGCCCUCUCUUCCAUGGCUGAGCACUUCCUAGUCCAAGGCAGCACCAGUCUUGGCCCUGUCUUAACCCCCAAAUCCAGUGACCCCCAGAUUCUUCCAAGGCAGACUUGGUGAUGUGUCACACCUCUUCCUGCCUCUAGAUAUAGCCUCUUCUGGGCUCACUCCGAUUUGGGGGCCAGGAGGGAGGAGCUCCAUAUGGAAUGGGGAAGGGCAUCUACUUGCUCCCUGUUUUUUUCCUGAUGGUUUCUCCCAGAAUAGACCAAAUAGCCAGAAAAAUGAUGGGGGUUGGCUGGGUGGGUGAGCCCGAGAUUUGCACAUGACCUCCCAUCCUCACCUUGGCCCCAUCUUCUCCCAUGUCACUCCCCUCAUCAGUCACUCCAAAUAGUUUGUGGGAGCCACCGUACUCCCCUGGUGGGUUUUGGGGUACCCCCACCAAUUUCCCUCCAAAAUAGCACCUUACGCCCCGUCCUUGACUCAGUUUCCCGCACCCAAAGAUCCCAGCCUAGGGAUGGGGCACAGAGACUUUAAACAGUCCCUAGUCCCGAAUUUGCACUAGUUAACUCUGGUCAGGGGUCCCUAUAUUUCCUUCCAGUGGGGGGGAGGGGGAGAUGAAGAAAUGUUUGUUCCUAAUUCCCUGAAAACUGGGCCUCCCAGUUUUCCUGUCAGUGAUCGGACGAACAUUUCUACCCCACUAUUCCCCCCCUCCCCCAGCCUUGGUGGGGAGAAAAAGAAAAACAGCUCAUAAGGGGAGAGCCAGUUAAGUUUUGGGGGAGCAAAUUUGGCAAAUGGGAAUGAGAGGAGUGCAGUUUCAAAAAGGGAAAUGUUGCCGUCAUGAAAAUGCGGCCUUUUCCCCAGCUACUGUUUUCUAGGGCCAAGAUGGCUGCCCUCUGAGCAUCUGCUGACCGGCAUGAUCGAGGCUUCUGGAGGGAGGGGAGUUUGGGGGAGGGGCAGGCGCAUCCUGCCCUCUCCUGCCUUCCCAGUGUAUAGGAAGGGGGAGGAGGCUCCCGGCAGGCUCCUUGGAUGUUAAAGCAGACGAGUGAGAGCUGCUCCUUCACUCCCCUCGCUGUCUCUCUGCACUUUUCUUGGUCUUGGGCACAACCUGAGUGAAGCGUUUCCUACUGAAUGUACCAAGUUCCAAUUUUUAAGUAGGCAAAACAAGAGUUUGAAAUAGGGGGACAAUACAAACAAACAAAUCAUUAAACAAGUCCCACAAAUCUUGUUUCUGGCACUUUAGAAAAACUGCGGAAAAAACGUAAUAAAGACUACAUAUAUAUAUAUCUACACACAAAUUAUCUAUCUAUCUAUACAGCGGAACCACAAGAGACUGAGGGAGGCCUGGAGGCAGGGGCAGAUGUGAGGACAGACAGGCGGCCCACAGCCUUUAGUCUGCACUCCUCUGAGGCAAAAAGGGGGGAGAUAGAGGGCGUUAAGGAUGGGCUGGGGAAUUUGAAUUUCAGAAUGGGUCAAAAUUCCAAAAACCAUGGAUAUUUUGGGAGAACUGGGAUUGUAGCCUUUUUUCUUCUUCUUUUUUGCAACUAUGAUUUAGGAAAAUGGUUUCCAGAAUUUGGUGGUUCUGGGCACUGAGAUUGUGGCAAAGUGGAGAUGAACAUAUGUGUAUCGGAGCUGGGGGUAGUGUGCAUUUCAGUUGUUGGAAGUUGGGGAUUUUGCAGUUUCGUCUUUUGAAGUCUAUGGAGUCUUGUGAGUUUGUGUUCUUUGCCCAUGUUCUCUGGGAAGAAGGGUGAAAGUGGAGUGGGAAGGCCACUGGUUCUGUGCCGCAGCACACAAGAUUUAGAAUUCUACAGACUCUAGCUCUAUGCGUAGUGAGGACCCAGAUAUAGAGAAACUGACCGAUAUUUAUCUCCGCAUUUGUGUGUGUGUCCAACUCUAGGCCAAUAAACCAACAAGACAAAUGAA
Echinops telfairi (small Madagascar hedgehog) is the source of this 6861-nucleotide messenger RNA. It is a transcript of the gene ZBTB4, whose product is annotated as zinc finger and BTB domain containing 4. Gene Ontology annotation, biological process: regulation of transcription by RNA polymerase II. Gene Ontology annotation, molecular function: RNA polymerase II cis-regulatory region sequence-specific DNA binding; protein binding; DNA-binding transcription factor activity, RNA polymerase II-specific. Gene Ontology annotation, cellular component: nucleus. The coding region runs from base 1226 to 4198 and encodes 990 amino acids. The record is from RefSeq and is a predicted model, not a curated record. The transcript has 3 exons. NCBI's taxonomy places the organism in Eukaryota, Metazoa, Chordata, Mammalia, Afrosoricida, Tenrecidae.